CCAAGUUCUUGAUGAACCUCAACCCAAACAACCUAUUUUUACUCUUCCAACCAAUUAUGAUCCAGUAACACAAAAUGGUAGUAGAUGCUCAUGCCAUUUUUAAAACUUUCAGACCAAGAAAGACAUUCAAGUAAGACCAAAAUCACAGUCAUCGCCCUUGUUGCAGCUAUUUCUGUUGGGGCAGCAUUAUUAGCUGCCAUAGUCCUUGUUUUGCAUAGAAGAAAAGCUAAAAGAAAAGAGAACUCCACAAAUAAUGAUUUCAACAGAGGAGACAAACCACCUGAGCUUCAUUUUUUUGAGUUGGAUAGCGUACUAAUAGCCACAAACAAGUUUAGCCUUACAAACAAACUUGGUCAAGGAGGAUUUGGUUCUGUUUAUAAGGGACAACUACAAGGGAAAGAAGUAGCAGUGAAAAGAUUGUCUAGCAGCUCAUCACAAGGCGAAGAAGAAUUUAGGAAUGAGAUGAUAUUGAUCUCCAAACGUCAACACAGAAAUCUUGUUAGGCUCAUUGGUUGCUGCAUUGAAAAGCAAGAGAAGUUAUUAAUAUACGAGUUCAUGCUCAACAAGAGCUUGGAUACUUUUCUAUUUGAUGAAAGAAAAAGGUCAGAUCUUAAUUGGGCCACAAGGUUCAACAUUAUUGAUGGCAUUGCAAGAGGUCUUGUAUAUCUCCAUCGCGAUUCCAGCCUAAAGGUAAUACAUCGAGAUUUGAAGGCCAGUAAUAUUCUACUUGAUGAGCACAUGAACCCAAAAAUAUCUUAUUUUGGAUUGGCAAGGGUUUUUGAAGGCACAUUUGAUCAAGUAAAUACUCAUAGGGAGGUAGGAACAAUUGGAUACAUGUCUCCAGAGUAUGCAUUGAGUGGAAUCUUUUCAGAAAAAUCUGAUGUGUUUAGCUAUGGUGUGUUGAUACUAGAGAUAGUAAGUGGAAAAAAGAAUACUAGCUUCAAAGAUGGAGACCAACACCAAGCCCUUAUUGCACAUGCAUGGCAACUAUGGAGUGAAAAUAGAGGGAUAGAGUUGGUAGAUGAAGCAUUGGGUGAGUCAUAUAAUGAAUCAGAAGCAAUGAGAUGCAUACAUAUUGGGCUUCUAUGCGUUCAAGACUCUGCAUUUGAUAGACCUUCCAUGGCACAAGUUGCUUACAUGUUAAGCAACCAAGCACUUGAUCAAUCCCAACCCAAACAACCUAUUUUUACUUUUCCAACCAGUUAUGAUCCAGCAACACAAAAUGGUAGUAGAUUCUCUAUCAAUGAGGCCACUAUGUCAUUGAUUAAACCGCGAUAAAGAAUUGUUCAAUAGUAUAUUUUAGAGGAAAUUAAUAUGUGCUAAUAUGGCUAUUUUAUACUUUUCUUUUCUUCAUAGUAAAUUUGGAGUUUAGAGUGUUGUAUUAAUUUAUGAGUAUUGUUGUCACUUCAUCCAAUUUGGGACCACAACAUUGGCAUAGAAGCUCAUUGCUUUUUCAUUGCAUGUACAGCAAAAGAACUUAUAAUCUAUCAGAGAAAAAGUAUAUUCUUUGGCGUUUUUUGUUUCUUAGUCUUGAGACUUCUGUACUGUACUGUACUGUAAAGCAUGGUAGCUUAUAGAUCAUUUGGUCCACCAGCAAACUUGUUCAACUCCUCACCUUUUACUUCAAGAAUUCUCAGUAUAUCAGCAUACUUGGAUGGAAUAAAGUAGAUUCCUCCUUGAUGAACCAGCUGCAAGAGCUGUUUGUAACAACAUCUAGAUUUGGCGUCCGUCAAUGAUGUUUAUCUGAAAUGUUUGUGAUAAGGUUGUUUUGCAUUGACCAAAGCUAUGAUGCUAGCACAGGACUAAACAUUUCUGGUGUUCUUGUAACUCUUGUUAAAGAAUGUUUAAAUAUUUGUAUUCAAGACAGAAGCCGAAUCCAGAGGGAAAUUUUUUUAGCAAAUGCAAUUUACUGGCUGGCAUGUAAAGAGAAGCUAAUCUCUUAUGGUACAUAACUUGGGUUUAACUGCUUUUUCACUUUUUCUAAUCCAAAAAUGAAGCAUUUCAUGAGUUCCAGUAGGCAGUUAUUCCUAUGAUAUGAACUUAAAUAGGCUGAUGAGCUCAUUUCUCCAGAAUUCAAGUAUGGUAUUUCUAUGCUUGAAACCAACAAAACUGCUAACAUUAACUUCAGAUUGAUGAUGGUUCAGACCUUGUGAGGAGUCAUAAACAAUUGCUCAAGCCAUAGUAUGAAAGCUCAUCUUUAAUCACAUGUAGUUGUUUCAGCUUUUUUAAUGUUCUACACAAAAUAUAGAUUUAUUAGUAGAUGCACAAGUCACUAUCAUCAUUAUAGGAACUGGUGAUUUUACAUGAAAUUUGAGUUGAGAAGGAUGUUGCUUGCUGGCAAAAUGGAAAUGUAGAUUCUCAUUGUGAAAGUUUUCUGAGUCAUGGUCUUACUUAUAAUCCCUAUUAAGGUAGUAAUGCAAAAUGAUAUGGUUAGUUUCAAUACACCCACAUAGAUUACAAACUACAAUAGCAGCUCAUUAAUGACCUAUAAAACCCAAAU
Messenger RNA from Humulus lupulus (European hop), 2500 nucleotides. Its product is annotated as G-type lectin S-receptor-like serine/threonine-protein kinase At1g61490. Lineage: Eukaryota; Viridiplantae; Streptophyta; Magnoliopsida; Rosales; Cannabaceae. The coding region runs from base 85 to 1278 and encodes 397 amino acids. Gene Ontology annotation, molecular function: protein kinase activity; ATP binding. The record is from RefSeq and is a predicted model, not a curated record. The transcript is spliced from 7 exons. Gene Ontology annotation, biological process: protein phosphorylation.